UGCACUGCCAUCAUCACACGGAACUGAACACCGCCAUUAACCCCUUCAAAGGUUUUGACUAACUCUCACCAGUUCAACACCCUUUUCGCAGUCUGCGCUUUCGAAAUCUCAGUUGAUCUUUUUCUACUGCUCUUCGCUCUAACAUUUGACUUUCACCUCUAUUCUUUUAUAAUAACAUGGCCAACGACCGCUUAGCAGCGCUGAGGGCGCAACAAAGUGGUGCAAGUCAAAUGAGUUCCAAUUCCUAUCCGACGCAGGCGUCGGGAGGAGGAGGAGGAGGAUAUCAAUCACGAAGAGCGAAUCCAUAUGCGCAGCAAGACGGAGCCUACGAAAUGGCAGAUGUCAAAGAAUCUACCACAAACCUUUCAGGCGGCACUGACGACAUGUCUUCGUUCUACGCAGAGAUUUCUUCUUUACAAGACAGUAUACGAACUUUCAACGAGAAUGUUACCCGAAUUGGAGAAUUACAUUCACGGUCUCUCAAUAACACCGACGACGUCUCAGCUCAAAGAAACGCUGCGCAAUUGGACGAACUCGUUGCCGACACUUCCGCGCUGAGCGCAACUCUCAAACGCCGGGUCAAAGCUUUGGAGAGAACGGCAGGCUCAGGGAGAGAUGGUCAGAUUCGCAAGCAACAGACUGCCCUCGUGAAGUCAAAGUUUGUAGAAGCUAUCCAGAACUAUCAAAAUGUGGAGCAACAAUACCGUACUCGUUACAAACAGCGCAUGGAGAGACAGUUUAAGAUUGUCAAACCCGACGCUUCGCCGGAGGAAGUCAAAGCAGUUGUUAAUGAUGAUAGUGGAGGUCAAAUAUUCAGUCAAGCCUUACUCAACUCGAACCGAUACGGCGAGUCACGAGCCGCAUAUCGUGAAGUCCAGGAGCGUCAUGAAGACAUCAAGCGUAUUGAAAAGACACUUGGUGAACUCGCACAGCUAUUCAACGAUAUGAGCGUUCUUGUUGAACAACAAGAUGAGACCAUACAGAACAUUGAAACAACAGCAGCUACCGUUGAGAAAGAUACAGAGGCCGGACUUAAUUACACCGAAAAGGCGGUUGUGUCGGCGCGUGCGGCACGAAAGAAGAGAUGGAUCUGCUUUAUCAUCAUACUGAUCAUCCUUGCCAUUAUCGGAAUUGUUGUUGGUGUUGAGGUUGCCCGGAACGUCAAUAGUAACAAGAGUAGUUCCUAGAUUCCCCUACAUCUCUCGCUUGUACAUAUUCUCCUUCAAUCGUGCUUUCUUCUCAUUUCGGACUUAUGAUAAUUCGGACUCGUUCUCAGACAUUACUAUCACAACAUACCAUUCGC
Messenger RNA from Lentinula edodes (shiitake mushroom), 1303 nucleotides. RefSeq names its product t-SNARE. The record is from RefSeq and is a predicted model, not a curated record. Bases 177 to 1187 code for a protein of 336 amino acids. Gene Ontology annotation, biological process: vesicle fusion; intracellular protein transport; exocytosis. The transcript is spliced from 9 exons. NCBI's taxonomy places the organism in Eukaryota, Fungi, Basidiomycota, Agaricomycetes, Agaricales, Omphalotaceae. Gene Ontology annotation, cellular component: SNARE complex; endomembrane system; plasma membrane. Gene Ontology annotation, molecular function: SNAP receptor activity; SNARE binding.